AUGGAAGAUAAAGAGACAUCUGAUAAACUACUGUACCUGUUAGAUGGCUUGUCUCAAAAUGAAUACAAUAACGCAUUUGCUAAUGAUGAUAAUGAUAUUGUAAUUGGGAAUAAUCCAACACAAACUAUACAUGCAGUCGGCAAUGACGCAAACACAAACAACGAUAAUAAUUAUAAGGACAAUAAUAAUAAUCACAACACAACUACGACUAAUGACGCAAAUAUUAACAGAUCUAUUCUAUCCCAACAAAAUAGUGUAAUCUCUAUCCCAUCAACGUUACAAAGGGCCAUUGAUUUGCAAAAUGAACAAUUGGGUAUUGCUGAAUCUCAAAAUGAUACAAGUCAUGCUACCACAUCAUCAAUUAAUAAUAAUAUUAUGCAAAGGAAAAGAAGGCUUUCUGAUUCACCUAAUAUUACAUCUUCAAAUUCUUCCGUAUCAUCACUAACUUCCAUGAAUGAAAAAAGAUCGUUAUUUAAAACGGCAAAAUGUCAUACUACUGAUCGUAUUAACAAUAAUCAAUAUGCCAUAUCAGAUUUACUUAAAAAUUUAAAGAAAAAUGAAAGUGACAGUGUCAAACUAGGUGCGAAAACUUUUGAAAUAAAUACUCUUUCAAUUACUGAUCUAUCAUCCGAACAAACUAGUGAAAGACUAUUCCAUAACCUUUCUGGUCAAUACUAUACAAUCUCCAAGGAUUCUAUACCAACUUUUCAUGUCUCCAAAGAAGUAUUUAAAAGUCCAAUUGAUUUUUUUAAUAAAGUGAGUGAUAUAGGCCAAAAAUAUGGUUGUAUUAAACUAAAAGUUAUCAAUGAUAAUAAUAAUAAGUUCAAUUCAUCAAAGGUUCCUGAUAGUUAUAAAGAGAAGAUAAAUUUUGAGAAUUUUUCAUUUAAAUGUAGACAACAGAAAUUAACAUCAAGAAAACUUAUUAAUAGAUCAAUAUUGAGCUUUUAUCAUGAUCUUUACCAAUUCUAUACCACCAACUCCAGUAAGGAUUCUGAGUUUGAUAAACUACCUAAAAUUAACAGUAAAUCCGUCAGCCUUUAUUCAUUAUAUAGAUUGGUUCAAAGAAAUGGUGGGUUUGAAAAAGUUGAGAAAGGUAAAAAAUGGGGAUUCAUCGAGAAGAGAUUAAAUUAUACACAUAACGAAGAAGAAAAAGUGGAAAUUAGAGAAUUCUAUCAAAAAUUCUUGCUAGAUUUUGAACAAUCACACUUUGCUAUAACUCAUGCUUACAAAGACAAACAUACCAGGCUUGUAAAUAAGAACAAAAUCGAGGACACCAUUAAAUCAGUAUAUGAAUUAUGUUCUAUUGGCGAUGAUUAUCCAAGAAUUAAAGACAUGAAAAUAGUAAAACAUUUAAACAUCAAUGGUCGGACGAAAACAGACAUUACGAAUUCCCAAAUACAAGAAAGAGACACAUUUGUUUCUCAAUGGCAAUCAUGGUUUCCACUAUAUGAUCAUGAUAAAUAUGUUAAUCUAGCAGCAAGAACUUUCAACGUUGAAGAAUAUUUUAAUUUAAGUCAAGAAAUUUUUCAAGAAAUUUUUAUAAAAUAUUAUGACAUUUUCCUUGAGGAUACUCAUAAUAUACAAUCGGUAGAUAUAACUCAAUUUGAAGAGUUCUAUUUUGAGAUCUUAGAGUCAGAUAAUAUAGAUUUAACAAUUUUUACUGGUUCAAGAUUAAGUUCUGCAAAUCACAAGAUAAAUUUACAAGAACCUCAAAGUUCAUCCGAUAAUUUGCAAAAGAAAUAUGACAGGUGGAAUUUGGCGAAUGUUCCAUUAGACAGUCAAUCAUGUUUUAGGUAUUUGAAUUUCGAUAAAGGUGAUUAUACCUCAUCUAAAUAUGAUCUUGGAAUGUUAUGUUCGGUAUCAGGAUGGUCAAUAAAUGAUACAUACUUACCCUCUGUAGAUUAUCAACACAUUGGAGCACCCAAAAUAUGGUAUGUGAUUCCACCCGAGGAUAUGGAAAAAUUUGAAAAAUAUCUCCAGAGCAGUCAUAAUUCAAUAAAUUAUGGAAAGUUAAAUUUGAAUAGUAAAAUCCUCAAUGAUUCAAAAUUUGUGAACUCUAACAUUUAUAAAUGCCUUAAAAAUGAUGAAAUAGAAAAUCCUUCUUAUACUCUCAUUGAUAGAUUAUCAACAUAUGAAGAUUUUAAUUUUGCAGAUAGUAGUAAUAGUAAAAAAAUGGAAAAUAUCAUAUUGAUAGAUCAGCAAUUACAAAUUAGACCAUCACAUCUACGGGAAAACGGUAUUAAAGUUUAUAGAAUUUUUCAAGAAUCUGGUUCUUAUAUUUUUAAAUAUCCAAAAUGUUAUUCUUCCACGUUAGGUAGUGAUUUUUAUUUUUCUGAGUCAGCUUACUUUCUGCCUAAAUCUAUAUCAUUUAGAUAUUUAAAGGAAGGAUCCCAUUGGCUUGCGUUAAAUAACUGUUUACCAGGCAUCGAUUAUACUUCUCUUUUGACUAAUAUUAUCCAAUCAUCUAAUGAUCAUUGCUUGGUUGAAAAAGCAAAACAUGAUUUAUCUGAUAUUGUGAAGGUAGAAUUAAAUGAAAGAUCUCAAGUAUUUAAAUAUUUUCCUGAUCUGCAGGUAAUCGAAAACCGUUUUGAUUUUAUAUCUGAUUUUACAUUAAAACCAACUGGAUUCUCAAAAAUUGAAAUAAAAUAUAAAAGCACUAGAAUGACUUUAUCUCUAGCUGAAUUUCUAAAUAAUCUAGAACUUUUAGAUAACAGUGAUUGGAUUUUAUUUGAUGUGCCGUUAUCAAAUAUGCAUGUAUCAGUUCAUUUAUAUUAUCAAAAUGAUCUGCUGCUUUCACUAAUAGAUAGUACAGAUAAUUUGCUUAUUUCAAGUAAUACCAACGAUCCUCUAUUAUCAAUGACAUUGGAAGAAAAAAUAUCUAUGAUGUUGGUUGAAAAAUACGAUAAUGAAAGAAUUCCUUUAAAUGUCAUUGAAAAUUUAUUAGAGGAGACAACAGUGUAUGAUAAUUAUUAUUAUAGUAUUAAAGACUUGAUUGACAAAGCAUAUCUUUCAAUUAACCAAUGUAAAGAGAUAUUAUUUCAAUUCAAUUCUAAUCUGGAAUUAAUCAAACCUAAUCUAGAAGACUUUGAAAAGAAUCCUUUAACAGUUUUAAAUGAAUCUCCAUUAACUAUGAUAGUAUCUAAAUUUAAUCAAUUGGUUGAGACUUUAAUGCAAUCAUCUAUUACAUCACCUGAAAUGGAUUAUAUGAUACAAUUAUACAAAAUUUGUCAAGAAUUUAAAAGUAAAGUCGAAAUAGCAAUUGCUUCAAAUAAAUUAAAACUGCUAGAAAAGGCCUACCUACAAAGUUUUGAAAUUCCAUUAGAUCAUACGUACUGUCAAAUAUUAAUAAGAUCAAUCUGUAGAUUUAAAUGGUCUGAUAUCUAUUAUGAAUUAUUCACAUCUUUUGAUAUUUCUGAUUCAUUAAUUGCAAGAUCAUUGACUUUUUUAUAUGAUUUUUGGAAUUACGGUAUAAAUUUUUGUCAGGAAGAAGAUGUACCUAAAUUAAUAAAGGUCAAAGAAAGAAUAUUAUUAUGUCAGGAAAUUUUUGGUAAAAUUCAGAUGAUCAUUGAUAAGAGUAGAAAACACAAAAUGAUUUCAAUUGAGGAUAUCGAUAGUAUCGUAGUUCAAAUAGAUAAAAAAAGAUUACCGAUUCCCAUUAACUUGAAAAGGACUUUAACAAUGAUAAGUGGUUGUAUUCAAGACACUAUUUCGAAAGAGAACCCUUUUUUGUCACAAUUAGCAGGUAAUAAGCAGUUUAUUGAUGAAAUAGAUAGUUACAUUAGAGGUAAUUCUAUAAAAAGUUUUGAAUAUUUCCCAAGAUUUAAUGGCUCUGUAGAAGAUACAAGAAUCAAUAUAAAAGAGGCGCAAGGGAAACCAUCCCUGGCAGAUGGAAUUGCAGAUUAUAAGGCAUGGUAUAGUGAACUAAGAAGAAUCACCAACGGUCAAAGUAUUGGAAGUAUAUUAAAAUCAGCUAAGAAAACAUUGGAUUUGACACGAGACAAGUAUAUCGAAAGUGAGACAGAAAGUUCAUUUCCUGAGGCACUAUAUUGUCUUUGUAGAGAAAAAGAAGGAGGGAAGACUAUGAUUCAAUGUGAUAUUUGUAAAGAAUGGUAUCACACAAUCUGUAUUGGUGGCAAAGAUUGGGACUUUAGUAAUGAUGAAAAUACUAUAUUUGUAUGUCCAAUCUGUGAUAUCAAUGGUAAUACAGUAAUUCAUAAACCAGACGCCGUUAACUUUGGUGAUUUGAAAAGAAACAUUCUUGAUAUUCUAUAUUUGGAUGUGAUUCCUGAUAAAAAAAUUCUACAACAGUAUUUUGAACUUUAUAAAAUUGCCCUUAUUUUCAGAAAUUCUAUGUAUGAAGCUCUGUUUAAAGAUGGCAAUAUCAAUCAAGAUGUUCCUAUAUCAUUAAUAAAGUAUUACUUGAAAAAAGCAGAAAAAUCAAAAAUAGAAUUUAUUGAUCUGGUAGGUCCAUUAAAGAGAUAUUGCCAUUCGAUUGAUAAAACACAGUAUGAAUCUUACACGAAAACUAAGAAAACUAUUAUCACAGUCUAG
Molecule: messenger RNA, 4551 nt
Organism: Arxiozyma heterogenica
Lineage: Eukaryota; Fungi; Ascomycota; Saccharomycetes; Saccharomycetales; Saccharomycetaceae
Gene: ECM5
Product: Ecm5p
Exons: 1
Coding region: 1-4551 (1516 amino acids)
Biological process (GO): regulation of gene expression; chromatin remodeling
Cellular component (GO): chromatin; nucleus
Molecular function (GO): DNA binding
Source: RefSeq, a predicted model, not a curated record